CUGAGAAAAUAAAAUAUGAAAUGUGUUUUCUUUGAAUCCAUACAUUUAGAUUUCAUCCCAACUCACAAUUGUCUUUAAAUAAUUGUUAAUUAAUGUAUCUUAUUUGAACAUACUUCCAAAUAUACCCUCACCAUAGUUUGUUAAUUCCAUUUAUACCCUCUUCUGCUUUUUCUUCUUAUCUCGUCUCCUCUUAUUCUUCAUUUCUCUUUUCUUCUUCUUCUUCUUCUUCUUCUUCUUCUUCUUAUUCUUCCUUUUUCCUUUUCUACCCGACCACGUCUCUCCUCUCUCUCUCUCUCUCUCUCUCUCUCUCUCUCUCUCUCUCUCACUUCCUUUUCCGUGGCAUCUCCUUCCCUCUCUUCUCUCCCCUUCACGAAGUCGCCGUGUCAUGCAACACCGCGCGACUCUCCACGGUAAGUCCUGUCCCAUACAAUCAAUGGGAAUAAAUGUCGAUAUUCCUAGUUCCUGUCAUUUCAAGAUGGCUACGAAAUCCAAAACGGCCACAACACUAACUGUAUAACCCCGGCAAAAAUACCAAUGGCUCAAAAUCAAAAACCCACAAGCAUUCUUGAAUCUCUUGGCGAAGAAGUUAUCGUAAUCAUCGCACCAGUCUCAAUAUGCAUGUUCGUGGUUGUCAUUUUGGUUUGCAUCCUCAACACUGACUAUUCAUCUUCCUCAUCAAUUACCACCAUAGUCACCAUAGCAUACACGGAGACCAGCUCAGAUUCUUCCUGGGACAAAUUCAUGGGUGCCCUUUUGAACUCUCUUGCGUUUGUUGCUGUUGUCACUGUUUCUACCUUCGUUUUGGUGCUGCUAUUUUAUUUUAGAUGCACGGGGUUCUUGAAAUUUUAUUUGGGUUUAUCUUCUUUCAUUGUUUUGGGGUUCAUGGGUGGUGAAAUUGCUGUGGUUCUGAUAGAAGAUUAUAGCAUUCCCAUUGAUUGUAUCACCUUUCUAGUGGCUUUGUUCAAUUUUGCUGUUGUGGGUGUGUUUGCUGUGUUUAUGUCAAAAAUGGCUAUUUUAGUUACACAAGGGUACUUGGUCUUUAUUGGUGUGUUGGUAGCUUAUUGGUUUACUCUACUUCCUGAAUGGACAACUUGGGUGCUCUUGGUUGCAAUGGCAUUGUAUGAUCUUGCUGCAGUUCUAUUGCCUAUUGGGCCAUUAAGGCUCUUGGUGGAGCUCGCCAUGUCUAGGGAUGAAGAUAUCCCAGCUUUGGUCUAUGAAGCUAGGCCUGUGACUCCUCAUGAUUCUGGUUCAAGUAGUGAUGUACCUCAAAGGAGAACUUGGAGAGAAGGGAGAAAUGCUGGACAUGAUUUGGUUGAAAGUUCGAAUGCUGGGUCUCAUUAUUAUGUUAAUGUUUUGGGUUCAGACAGGAUAUCUGGUACUAGCGUAGCAGUUGGAAGUAAUCAUCAUGAGACGAGAUUGGUUAGAGCCGAAGAGGGGAGAGUUUCGGACAGAGAGGCUGAGCUUGCUGCGCCAUUGAUUGAUAAUAGAGUCACUCAGCUAGAUGGGCGGCAAAAUGUUGUGCCAAAUGAAAGUUUCAUACUAGAAGGUAUAGGAUUGGGGUCAUCUAGCGCUAUAAAGCUUGGGCUUGGAGACUUUAUCUUCUAUAGUGUGUUGGUUGGCAGGGCAGCAAUGUACGAUCUGAUGACAGUUUAUGCAUCUUAUCUGGCUAUAAUUGCUGGUCUAGGUAUUACACUUGUACUUUUGGCCUUUUAUCAGAAAGCUUUACCUGCUCUUCCUGUGUCAGUUGCAUUAGGGGUGUUGUUUUAUUUCUUAACUCGUCUCCUACUUGAAGAUUUUGUUGUACAAUGUUGUACAAACCUUCUGAUGUUCUAGAAUCAUAAUAUAUGUUAUUAAUGUGUAAAUCUAGGUCCCAGAAACUUUUAUUUAUGGAAUUAAUCCACGAUUUAUUGGUUGUUUGGUGAGGAAA
Molecule: messenger RNA, 1927 nt
Organism: Carica papaya (papaya)
Lineage: Eukaryota; Viridiplantae; Streptophyta; Magnoliopsida; Brassicales; Caricaceae
Product: presenilin-like protein At2g29900
Biological process (GO): protein processing; membrane protein ectodomain proteolysis
Cellular component (GO): gamma-secretase complex; membrane
Molecular function (GO): aspartic endopeptidase activity, intramembrane cleaving
Source: RefSeq, a predicted model, not a curated record